AUUUAUGAAGUGUCACAAAAAGUGUGGGGGAAAAACCUUAGAUUUCCCUCACAACCUUAUCUUCUGUGAAACCCUCCAACAUCUUCUCAUUCCAUCAACACCUUCAUCAUCAUGACUGUUACAACAGCUCCCUCCUCACUUCUCAAUCCACAGUUUCUCCACAAGAAUAUCAGACACAAUAACAUUUGGAUUUUCAGCAACAAGAUUCAGUUUUCUGUUCAUAGAACACAGUUUCACUUCUCUCACAUUGUACCUAUACAUGCAACCUUAAAGAAGUCAAAGGGAUUUGGACCUUCUCCAAAGAAAAAGAACAAGAAAAUUAAGAAUCUCAAGAAGAUCAAACAAGAGGAAAAUAGAGAAGAAAAGGAAGAAGAAGUAGAAGAAGAAGAGAGAGAUGGAGGAGUGAUUCCUGAAGUAGUGACCAACAGAAUGAUAGGUAGAAUGGGAUUAUCUGUGGGGAUUCCAUUAGGUAUUGGGCUAUUGUUUUUUCCGUUUUUUUACUAUCUUAAAGUUGGGUUGAAAAUUGAUGUACCAACUUGGGUUCCUUUCAUUGUGUCUUUCUUCUUUUUUGGGACUGCUCUUUUGGGUGUGAGUUAUGGGAUUGUGUCUGCUAGUUGGGAUCCUUUGAGGGAAGGGUCACUUUUGGGGUGGACUGAGGCUCAGAAGAAUUGGCCUGUUUUUUGGCAAUCACUUAGAGGUGAUUCUAGAAAGGAUUAGCCUUUUUUUCAUUAUUUGUUAUUUAUUAUUACCAAAAGAAUAGUAGAUGUUGAAUGUUGAUUAAUGGUAGAA
Messenger RNA from Vicia villosa (hairy vetch), 789 nucleotides. Its product is annotated as protein PAM68, chloroplastic. The record is from RefSeq and is a predicted model, not a curated record. The coding region runs from base 112 to 717 and encodes 201 amino acids. Lineage: Eukaryota; Viridiplantae; Streptophyta; Magnoliopsida; Fabales; Fabaceae. The transcript is spliced from 2 exons.